GGGGCACACCUGUCUUUGACUCGCUGAUCCUAUUGUUACACACGCACACAGACUCUCUCUCUCUCUCUCUAUCCCUCUCUCUCUGGUGUCUUCAUCUUCGUCAAAUUGAACUCCUCUUGCGCUCACAGAUCAAAGCAUAAUUUCUUUCUUCUUUUGCUUUUUCCCGCAUCGUUCGAUCUCUCAUUAUUCCUGCAUUUUAAUUAGCGACCUCGUUUCGAUCACCGCCUGCCAAUGGCCGCCGAAACUAGAGUGACGGAGAACUGCGCAGUGGAGAACGGGGUGUGCUCGUCGGAAUCGGUCAGUGGAGCCGAAGACGUCUGGAGUGGCAACCUAUCCGAUGCCUCCUCCGCCGAUCAUCUUGUCGUCAUGGUUCAUGGAAUUCUCGGAAGUUCUUCGGAUUGGAAAUUUGGGGCUGAACAAUUUGUUAGAAUACUCCCUGAUAAAGUAUUUGUUCAUUGUAGUGAACGAAAUAUGGCAAAACUGACAUUGGAUGGUGUGGAUGUAAUGGGUGAACGUUUGGCAGCAGAGGUCCUCGAGGUGAUCAAACAAAAGCCAGGUCUACGCAAGAUAUCCUUUGUUGCACAUUCAGUUGGAGGUCUGGUUGCAAGGUAUGCCAUUGGGAGAUUGUUUAGACCUCAUAGAAGGGAAAAGUCGGAGGACUUAUUGCCUAAUUCCUGUGAAGAGGAGUCAAAGAGUUCAAUUGGUGGGUUGGAGCCCAUGAACUUCAUUACUGUCGCCACACCUCAUCUUGGCUCAAGGGGUAAUAAACAGGUACCCUUUCUUUUUGGUGUACCUGUAUUUGAGAAAGUCGCUGGUCUUUUUGUUCAUUGGAUAUUUAAGAAAACUGGCCGGCAUCUUUUUCUUACUGAUGAUGAUGGUGGAAAGCCUCCAUUGCUCAAACGCAUGGUUGAAGACUACGGUGAACUUUACUUCAUGUCUGCCUUAGGUUCCUUUAAACGGCGAGUGGUAUAUUCAAAUGUUGGCUAUGACCACAUAGUGGGCUGGAGAACAUCAUCUAUUAGACGUAACAGUGAACUUCCUAAGUGGGAUGAUUCUCUAAAUGAAAAAUAUCCUCAUAUAGUAUAUGAAGAGCACUGUAAAGCAUAUGAUGUUGAGCAGAAUGAGCCCACUGUAACGGGAGAUGAUGGUACAGAUGAGCUAGAAGAGGAGCUUGUGACUGGCUUAUCACGUGUAUCAUGGGAAAAGAUAGAUGUCAGUUUCCAUAGUAGCAGGCUCCGGUUUGCUGCCCAUAGCGUGAUUCAGGUCAAAGACUAUUACAUGCAUUCUGAAGGUGCAGAUGUCAUACAACAUAUAAUUGAUCAUUUUCUUAUUUGAUGCUCUUGGAAACAAGGCAUUACAUCUCGGUCAAGCACGCUUCCCACGGCUUAGGUUGAAAAGCAAAAAGGGCUCAUAUCAAUCACCAAGCAGUAAGAUUUUUUUAUUAACUCUUGAUGUCUUCAACUUCAAAGGUACAAUAACACACACUGCCUAUCAAUGAAGUGGAAAUGAGGCAUUCUAAUGUUUCAAAAAUUCCGUUUUCUUCUAUAUACACCAUCUAACAAUUGAAUAAUCCUAGGUCGUUCUUUGCUGAACAAGUUUGGCCCUCGUAGUUUGGUUACUUCUAGGUAUAAUCUUGUACAGAACAAAUAGAAUGAUAUAUGAUAUCGUUGCUGGGGAAGUAUCGGAAACAUUUUUGGAGGUGGUCAUGGUGUAUGGAAACGCUACAUUUUUUUCCCCUUAAAACCUAUCUUUUUAUUUGUGUUUAUUAACUUUAUUUUUGCUUUUAAUGAGUAAUUUAAAUAAAUGAUUAUUCUUGCCUUAUAAAAACAAUGCUUUGUUU
Messenger RNA from Diospyros lotus (date-plum), 1840 nucleotides. Its product is annotated as lipid droplet phospholipase 1. The transcript has 11 exons. NCBI's taxonomy places the organism in Eukaryota, Viridiplantae, Streptophyta, Magnoliopsida, Ericales, Ebenaceae. The record is from RefSeq and is a predicted model, not a curated record. The coding region runs from base 232 to 1335 and encodes 367 amino acids.